UCGCGAUAUUUGCUUCCGCCACUCGGCGGGAGCCGCUGCCGGUCCCUGGCGGGCCUUUUUAGCUCUUCUUGUCCCCUUUGCUGCUGUGUUGCUUAGAGCGGCCGGGCCGAGCAUCAUGACGUCCGCCUUGGAGAACUACAUCAACCGAACUGUUGCAGUUAUUACUUCUGAUGGGAGAAUGAUUGUGGGAACACUGAAAGGUUUUGACCAGACCAUUAAUUUGAUUUUGGAUGAAAGCCAUGAACGAGUAUUCAGCUCUUCACAGGGAGUAGAACAGGUGGUGCUAGGACUAUACAUCGUAAGAGGUGACAAUGUUGCAGUCAUUGGAGAAAUUGAUGAAGAGACAGAUUCUGCGCUUGAUUUGGGGAAUAUUCGAGCAGAACCUCUAAACUCUGUAGCACACUGAGGAAAAACUACAUACAUUGGACAUCUGUAAAUCUUUGUAUAGAAACUGAUUAUUCUGAGGAUGAUGUAAUUUUUAUGAAUGUGUAAUUGUGGACUUUUGACUCCAUAUAUUGAUUCAUUGUAGUAUGAUAUGUAAAUUAAAAUAUUUCUACAUUUCCUUGAAAAUUUUUUAUUUUAUUUAUUUAUUUAUUUUUUUGCCUAAAUCAGGUUUGGUAGCUUAGUUUUAUUUUUCUCUUAAAUAGUAUGAAAAUCUAAUGUUUACUGUGAGAACUUUUGGAAAAAAUAUUUUGAUAUUUUAAUACUUAUAGAAAACUAGUUAAAAAGAGAAAUUUGUGUGUUAUGUUAAAUCAAGCAUCCGAAUACCAUCAAUGGUGCAAGAUACACGCGUUUCCAAUUUUUAAGAAAGUCACAGAAAGAGAGAGUGCACAAGCAGGAGGGACAGAGAAAGAAUGGGACAGAGGAUCCAAAGCAGGCUCCAUGCUGACAGCAGCGAGCCCAGUGUUGGGCUCAAACUCAAGAACUGUGAGAUCGUGACCUGAGCUGAAGUUGGGCACUCAACCAGCUGAGCCAUCCAGGCACCCCAGUUGACUGUGGACUUUUUAAAGAAUUCAUAGAAACAAUGCUAAAAUACUGUUGAGAUCUCUGACUGGUCCACAGAAAUUCUCAUCAGUUCCCUGAGGGCCAGAGUCUGUAACUUUGUGGUGAGUACAAAAUAGAAAAAUAUUUACAUUCUUGUAAUUCAAACAAAAAAUUAAAAUAGUUUUUCUUUUUUAAAAAAUGAAAGUGUUUAAGGGUUGGCAAGUGUUACGGUUGGCAUUUUUGUCAAAAUGCAGAUAGCAAAUAUUUUAAGCUUUGAGGGCCAUAUGGUCUCCGUCACAACUCCUCAAUUCUGUUCUGUCAUGAAAACAACCAUAGGUAAUACAUAAAUGAAGAGUUGUGGCUGUAUUCCAGUAAACUUCAUUUAUAAUAACAGGUAGCAGGCUGGAUUUGGCCUGUAGGCCAUAGUUUGCUGACCCUUGGCUGAAAAUAAUACAAGCUCAAUAAGAAAAGAUGAGGGCUAAUUUGUUUAAAAUCUGAAAAGAGCUUCUGGAAUAGAUCCUUUUAGAGUUUAGAGGUAGAUUUCAUUUGUACUUUUAAUAUUUAACUCUCUACUUGCCAGAUAUGAUAGUUUUUUGGUGCAAAAAGAAAACAUUUUUCAGAGGAAAGUAUCUUCACUCUUUCACAGAAACAAGACUUAUAAGGAGAUCUGUUGAGAUAGUUUCUUUACUGGUCGUCAAGGCACCGUCACCCAGCAUAUCUUGGUUGAUGUUCUGAUCUGCCUCAGGAUUAGAGGAAGUUUAGCUAGUAUUGGCUAUCAUAAGUAUUUUGCUUUUAGGGGUGCCUGAGUGGCUCAGUCAGUUAAGCGUCUGAUUCUUGAUUUCGGCUCCAAUCAUGAUCUCACAGUUCAUGUGUUCAAGCCCCACCUCAGGCACUGUGCUAACAGCGCAGAACCUGCUUGGGAUUGUCUGUCUCCCUCUCUCUCUGUGCCCAUUCCCCCGAGUGUGUCCACAAGCUCACUCUCUCUUGAAUAAAUAAAACUUAAAAAAACAUUUUGCUUUUGUAGUAUAAAGUUUUAUAAUUAAUAAAAUGAAAAUAAUGCAAAGCGAGUAAAACAGGUAAUUUAAUUAGGAACUAUAAACCAAAUGUGCUAUUUAAGUAAAUGAUGGUAUUUUAAAUGGGUAAACUAUUUCCAAAAAUCAAAUAAGGAAUACAGAUAUUCAUUUGCUAAGUGAAAUGUAUUCUAACAGUACAAAUGAAGUCCAAGUCAGAUACUUUGUCAACAUACUUGAUAUAAUACAAACCACACACAAAGUAGUAAACAAAUCCUAGUCCCCCCCACCCUCCCUCACAGUAAUGAGGGAUGUCAAAAAAAAUCAUUCCCCAAAUAUGACUUGGAUAUUUUUGUGAAUAGUAGGGAAAGCAAACCAAAUGAAAUGCACACCAAAUGAUAUAAGCAAUUCUUGGGGUGCCUGGGUGGCUCAGUCUGACUUCGGCUCAGGUCAUGAUCUCAUGGCUCGUGAUUUUGAAACCUGUGUUGGGCUCUGUGCUGACAGCUCAGAGCCUGGAGCCUGCCUCAGAUUCUCUUGUCUCCUCUCUAAGCCCCUCCCCUGUUCACGCUGUCUCUCCUUCAAAAUAAAUAAACCUUAAAAAAAAUUUUUUUUUAAGAACAAAACAAAAAAAUGGUAUAAGCAGUUCUUUAUUUCUGGGUGCACAUGGUAGGGUUUUUUUUGUGCUCUUAACCAGUUCAAUUUGGAUUUUUUUUUUUUUUUUUUUUUUUUUUUUUUUUGCAUGAGCAUUGUAAAGGAACCACAACCAUGAGUGGCAACUUGAUUCUUGCACAGUGUCAAGUGUUUAUGUUUUUUAAUGAGACUUUUAUUCUGCAAUCACUAAAGAGCCUCAAAUAAAUUUUAACCAAUAAUUAGCUCUGCUCUGUGAUUCUGGCACUAUCUAAGUCCAGCUUAAUGAAUCAAAUAAAUUUGUCUUGGCAAGAUAUUUCACUAAACUUUUUUGUAAAGGGCAAUUAACUGCAAAAGGACUUAAUUUGUUUCUUUUUAACUGAAAAACCAGCUAAAGCAAUAGUUUAGAACACUGCUUUUAGGCUAAUGUACUUUGCUAAAUCAAAUGGCCUUACAUGCUGACAGUUUUAGCUUCAAUAUUACAAAUCUUGAUACCAGAAGAAUAAGAGAUAAAGAUAAGCUUUAUUAAUAUAUGCUUUACUUAAAUAUAUUGUUUAACACCUUUGUAAAAUCAUUCAGAAUUUUUAACCUGAUGUGAGAUAUGAUAAAAACUUUUAAGUAGUAUUUAAUAAUAAAUGUAGGCUCUCCAUGUCAACAUGUUUCUCAGACAUGUAACAAAGGAUUCACCACGUGGAUGAGCAAGUAUAAUGUCUUCACAAUGGCAUGUCAACCUGCUUGGGUACCACCCAGAAUUAUAGAGCAGUCUUUAACCGGCCAUACAGUGUAAUUCGGGCCUUCACCUUCAAAAUUUAGUAGGUUAAGUGCAUAUCAUGUGUUGGGCAUGAUGCUAAAUGCUUACAACAGUGACCAUUUUACACAUGGGUAAUUUGAUGCUCAGCAGGGUUAAGUGCCUUAUGAGAGGUCACACUUAUGAGUAACAGGGCUUGAAUUUGAUCAGGUCUUCGUAUUUUUAUAAACUGCCUAUGAGUAGAAAGUGUAAUAUCAAAUUCCUGAGGCCUGACUGAAAGAAAUAUUUAGAUGAUCUAAGGCAAUUUGCAAAGCUGUGUUAUGGGUCAUUUUCAAAUUACCUGAAUUGCUUUAAAUAUUAUCAGGUCCCACUCACUGAUACGGUUCAGUAGAUCUGAAAUGAUGCAAAAAGUAAUAAUAAAUAGCUAACUAAGUAAGGAAAGUGUGGUAGAAUUAUUAAAAGACCUAUUAUAUGCCUUGAUGAGUCCCUAAUUAUGCUUCAAAAUCCUUACCUUUGAGACAUGGAUAACAAUAUGGAUCUUUGGGCAUUGUGACAAAAUUAGAUUCCCUUUACAAAAUUUGAUUUGAUUUAUGGGAUUUUACAGUAAACAGCUUAUUCUAGGUAUUCAAAGGCCAAACUGGAAAUGGCGGUCUUGCACCUUCGGUUUUCAGAGUCCCACUGGCUACCAUAUCUCUAUGUAAGAGACUGGAGUAUUUAUAUUAUGAUGAUUUAAGGUGAAGUGGAAGGUAUGUGUAGUAAGUUUAUAUUAUUUAACAAAUAUACAGUAUAAAUAAAUCUGUUUUAUGGCAAUCAUAUACACUUGAUUGAUGGGGUUUAAAUGAAAACAAGUUUUUCACAUAAACUAGGAUAUCCAUUCUGAACUUGUGUAGUUAUAUACCUCAGUUUAUAAAUUUAUUCAUUUUAAUAUUCUUGUUUACUGAUUUGGCGUUUUGUUUUGUUUUUUUACCUUGGGCUGUUAUUCUCAGUUUUUAAGUCAUUGUCAAAUUUGGUAAAAAUUCUGUUUAUAUUUAAGACUGAAAAACAAUGUUGACAAGUGAGAACUCUCCACUCAAGUUGAUACUGAUCCAUUAAACAACACAGUGUUCCCAUUCAGCCAGCUACAAAUUUGUUUAAUUAUAAGAUAUUUAGUCUUUUUUCUCCAUCUUGCUUAUAGGGACUAUUUAUGUGAAAUUUGGUCAAAUGCUUUGCCGUGAUCUUCAUUUCUCUUUUAGCAGAGAAACUAUGUGACAUGAGCAUAUUCAGUCUUUGUGAAUCAACACUGCCUCCUAGUGAUCAGUGCUUCCUUUUCUAUUUUUCCACAAACUGAAAAAUAUUCAGUACUUUGGAAUUUUAUCAGAGACAUUUGUAAAGCCAUUAAGGCACACUAGGUACCAUGCUUUAACCUGUGGAUAUACCAGGGAAUGACAUUAACAAGUUUUUGUCCUUGUGAAGCUUGUUAGCACCUCAACCAAAUCAUCUUGACUCAAAGGUUUACUAUCCAAGGUCAUGAGUUAUUUUGUUAAAUUCCUUCAGUACCUUAGGAAGUCACUUACAGGGCUUAUACUCAUUUAAAGCAACUAGAAACUGUCUUUUUAAGUGGUUCUAAUUUUUUUCAUGUUUUAAGAUUGCAGAGUCUCUGUAGUUGUGUAACAGUAAGAAUAAAGGCAAAAGAGGACUUCAGCAGCCAUUUUCUCUCCUUAGUUAACAGAAUACCAUCUGCUGCCCACGAUCUUUAUUUGGUGAAUGGAGGAGUUGAGAAUAUUCUGCAAGACAUCUUUCAGAUCUUAGGUGCAGCAUUAAAAAUUUUCAAACCUCCA
Neofelis nebulosa (Clouded leopard) is the source of this 5186-nucleotide messenger RNA. RefSeq names its product LSM8 homolog, U6 small nuclear RNA associated (gene LSM8). Gene Ontology annotation, molecular function: RNA binding. Gene Ontology annotation, biological process: mRNA splicing, via spliceosome. Gene Ontology annotation, cellular component: U4/U6 x U5 tri-snRNP complex; precatalytic spliceosome; U6 snRNP. Bases 116 to 406 code for a protein of 96 amino acids. Lineage: Eukaryota; Metazoa; Chordata; Mammalia; Carnivora; Felidae. The transcript is spliced from 5 exons. The record is from RefSeq and is a predicted model, not a curated record.